CUGCAACCUGGCUAGCCCGCAGCUCUUCGAAAGGACACCGCGGAGGGGGCACAUCCACGCUCCCACUUCCUCCAGACGCAGCCUGUGAUUGGCUCGCAGCCUUAGGAGGAACACGUGAAGCAGCGGCUGCGGCUGGCAUAAACUUGCUGACCGUCUCCGGGUAGCAUCGCACCGUACCGCGGUCAGCUCCGGACAGCCCGGCCUGCGGACGAUGAGGUCGUCGUGCGUCCUACUGGCCGCGCUGCUGGCGCUGGCCGCCUACUACGUGUACAUCCCUGUGCCCGGCGCGGUGUCCGACCCCUGGAAACUGAUGCUGCUGGACGCCACUUUCCGCGGCGCACAGCAAGUGAGUAAACUGAUCCAUUCCCUGGGACUGAGCCACCAUCUGAUCGCACUGAAUUUCAUCAUCAUCUUUUUGGGCAAGAAAAGUGCAAGGUCUUCUCCGAGAGUGAAGGUGACGGACACUGAAUUUGACGGGGUGGAAGUCCGAGUGUUCGAAGGUUCUCCGAAACCCGAUGAGCCGCUCCGGCGCAGUGUGGUCUACAUCCACGGAGGAGGUUGGGCCUUGGCAAGUGCAAAAAUCAGCUACUACGACCAGCUGUGCACAGUAAUGGCCGAGGAGCUGAACGCCGUCAUUGUUUCAAUCGAAUACAGGCUAGUCCCACAGGUUUACUUUCCCGAGCAGAUUUAUGACGUCAUCCGUGCCACAAAAUACUUCCUGCAGCCAGAAGUCUUAGACAAGUACAAGGUGGAUCCUGGCAGAGUCGGCAUCUCCGGAGACAGUGCUGGUGGGAAUUUGGCUGCUGCCCUUGGACAGCAGUUUACUUACGUUGAAAGCCUGAAAAAUAAGAUCAAACUGCAAGCGUUGAUCUACCCAGUCCUCCAGGCUCUGGACUUCAACACACCCUCUUAUCAGCAGAGCGUGAACGCGCCCAUUCUGCCGCGCCACGUCAUGGUCACGUACUGGGUAGAUUACUUCAAGGGCGACUACGACUUUGUGGAGGCAAUGAUCGUGAACAAUCACACCUCACUUGAUGUGGAAAGGGCUACCGCCCUCAGGGCCCGCCUCAACUGGACGUCCCUAUUGCCCCCGUCCAUCAGAAAGAACUACAAGCCGGUCCUACAGACCACAGGGGACGCCAGGAUCGUCCGGGAGAUCCCUCAGCUGCUGGAGCCCACGUCGUCGCCCCUCAUCGCAGACGAGGAAGUGCUUCAGGCCCUCCCGAAGACCUACAUCCUCACGUGCGAGCACGAUGUCCUGCGGGAUGAUGGCAUCAUGUACGCCAAGCGCUUGGAGAGUGUAGGUGUGAACGUGACCUUGGACCACUUCGAGGACGGCUUCCACGGCUGCAUGAUUUUUACAAGCUGGCCAACCAACUUCUCCGUGGGAAUCCGGACUAGGAAUAGUUACAUCAAAUGGCUGGAUCAAAACCUGUAACGGGGUCAUCUCCUGAGAUGCACGGAGCUGUUGAACUCCUCCGUUUGCUUUGGGAAGACCCGCACUUUUCAAUCACCCUGCACCUUCUCCCUGUUUCUCAUUAGUAGUGGACCCUACAGAUCUCACAGUAAUCCGCGUUUGAAAAGUGACUUUGGCUAACACUUUUAAGACCAUCUGAACGUGGUUUCCCACAUGGGUCAUUUUCUCUGCUCUUCUGUAGCGGAAGUGGCUACAGGUGGCUGCAGUUUGAGGAGCUAGAAAUAGCCGUAGGUCCUGCCCCUAUUGUGUUCUUUCCGGAAGCUGUUUUCCCAGCUGUGGAUGAGGUAGUGAACCUAAGCAACCUAGAACAAAAGAAAAGAAAACAAACAAACAAACAAACAAACAAAAAUCACGAGCUUUUCUUCAGUUUGCUCAGGAUGACGUGGCUGCAGAGCUGGGUCUUGGGGACCCUUGGAGGCCAGCCCUUGGGACUGCCUGUCCUCUGCCUUCCAGGAUGGUUCUGUUUCCUGUGGGAAUUUUGACAGUAUCUCUAGCAAGACAGAUUUCGUCCCAAAAGCUCAUCUUCCUCAAGAGUGUUAAUCUUAUGAGCUAAAUGCUCUAAAUUCAGUGGGGCUGAAAGCUACUUUCUAUUUCUAUUCUAAGAAAACGUGUACUGGAUAUUCCCUUGGGUAAAUCUUUUGGGAACAAACUUAUUUAAAUGUAGAGUAAGUUUCCUAUUAGGAAAUAGGUAAAGAUAGAAAAAUAACAGCCUAUUGUUACUUAAGAGUACUCCUGGCAUAAAACACUAAGAGUGGUAUGUAUAUAUUUGGGAUAGUAAGGGAAUAAAUUAUGCUUAUUAAUAGCUUAAGAUUAUGAGAAAUACCUUUAGAAAGUCUUGUCCAUUUUUGGAAGGAGGGCUAGUGCAUUCUUGAAAACUGGACUCUUUCAUUUGUAGCUGAAAAUGGGACUAUUUUGGUAGAGUGUAUUGUUUAUUUUUUAAGUUAUUAAGUGCUAAUAUAUAGCUAAACAGGGUUUUCUGAAAGACAUUAUAAAAAUUUUAAGAUAGAAGAUAUUUUUAAAAGAAACUAUCAUAGAGUUAUAUGCACAUGUAAUUUUGUGAGGAUAUGCUUAAUAACAGUAGUACCACAUGUAAGGAUCAAAUACUUUGAUAUUUAUAUGCAUAUGCAAAUUAAAAUAAUUAGAAACUUUUUACCUUGUACAGUUACCCAGGUUAUGCUGGUUGGCCAUCCCCUAAUCCAAAUCUGAACGAUUCCAAAAAGCUAGAAUUUUGAGUCUGUUCUGAUGGGGCAAGUGGAAAAUUCCAGGCCAUGAACAUUUAUCCUGUGUAUAAAAAUUUUAAAGCAGUGGUAUGAAGUUACCCUCAGGCUACGUAGAUAAAAAGCACAAAUGAAUGUCUCAAUUAGAUUUGGGUCCCAUUCGAGAGAUAUUUUAUUAUGUGUGUGCAACUGUCCCAAAGUCUAGAGAAAUCAGAACUCCUGAAACACUGGUUCCAAGCUCUUCAGAUGAGGGAUACCCAACCUAGAGUGUAAUAGCUUAGGGAAGACACACUUGCAUCUCUGCCCACAGUGGCCAGAGGGAGCCCCAGGGGAAUCCCUCUGAGUGGAGGGCAGAUGCCAACACUGCCCACUCCUUUGUUUCUCCUUCCAUUCUGGUCUAAAAGUUAUAACUGCCCAGCCUUAUCUUAAUAAAAGGUUUUCACUGCCAGUUUGGGCAUCUUGAGCAUGAUAGGGGACUCCAGAUUAGAUAUGCUCCGAGCACCCUGCCCUCCUUCCUGUCACCCCCAACUUCUGCUGAUAAUCUAUGCUUCAUUUAGGAGUUGUACAGAGAACACUCAGCUGGGUCACGGUCCAGUGCAUCCUGAAGAGAGCAGGAUCUUUCUGGGCCAGGAAGGAUGAGUGUUUCUCGUUUCCAGCAACGAGACAACAAAUGAAAACUUGGAUACUGACUUUUUCAUCUAUCGUAAAGCUACUAGACUCUUUAUGUAGAAGACAAAUGUAACAAUGUAUGUGUGUUUGUGUCUGCUGUCUGCAUAUGAAAAGAAUUGUUCAGGCUACCUUGCUGGUGUGACCAAGUCACUGUUACUGGUCUCCCUUUUGUCUAAAAUCUGAGAGCAGAAUUGCCUGAUCUUUGAGGUCUCUUCCAGUAGCAUCCCUCUGUAGGGUAAUUUUUGGUAGCUCAUAAUUCCGUCUACACUAAUCUACUCAUCUCUGAAGACUGAUUUUACUUAUAGUUUUUUUUUUUUUUUUUUUUUUUUUUUUUAUUGGCCACAUAGCAUUAGUGCCUCCACAGGGUUACUAUUGUUCACAUUUAGGAUAUAAAUUGAUGCUCAUCUUCAACUGAGGUUAUGGAGGGAAAAAACAAUCACAGGGUGUUUUUAAAUUUUUUUUUUUUAACAAGGUUUCUCUGUGUAGCCUUGGCUAUCCUGGACUCAUUUUGUAGAACAGGCUGGUCUCAAACUCACAGAGAUCCACUUGCCUCUGCCUCCGGGAGCAUUGGGAUUACAGGUGUGCGCCACUGCAUCCGACCACAGGGUGUUUUAAAACCGGAUAUUUUAGUCCUUAUUUGAGUGACAGCCAUCGUCUCAAGGUGCUGGGCAUGGAAGCCAGGGACUUACAUGCUUGGCAAGUGCUUUGCCCCUGAGUUAUACCGGAAGCUCCAUUACUGUCCUCUUCUACACCAUUUAAAGGUGUGAAAUAAUAUUUUGGAUUUAUCUACCUCUAAGAAAGAGGAAAAUGUAAUUGUUCAAAGAGUUCCUUAAAAUGGUAUUUUUCUUCCCAAACUAUGAGCCAAAUUCUACGGACAUCACAGACAGUAAAUGAUGGCAGAUGAUGGAAGCUCUCUCAAAGGUGAAAAGAGAAUGAAGGGGACACGGGCUACCACUGCAUCUAAUGAAAUACUUGAGUUUCGCUGUUCUUUGGGGUGUUAUUCUUUGGUGUGUUAUGCUCUUCAAACUGUUCUUUUUUCCGGUAUAGAACAGCUUGGUUUCAUCUUCCUGUUUUGUGAAAAGGUUUGGAAUACUGAAGGAAGUACUUGAGGUGCUUGCUGCAAAGCACUGGGAAGCAUGACUCAUCUUGGUGUUUUCAUGUUCAUUUGUGAAGACUCAAAGACUUGUAUAAUGAUGUGAAUGAAAUAUUUUGUGCAUGACCUUUUAAUCUUUGAUGUGUUGCCAGUUUCCCACUGCAAAGGGAAAGGCAGAUUUUAUGAAGAGUUUUAGGAACAAAUGCAUUUUAUAGAGUGAAAAUCCAGUAUGGUACGGGGGAAGUUUGUUUAUGUUGGAAUCUUGUUUGGAAAUAAAAUGGGUCCAUCUGGAA
Molecule: messenger RNA, 4749 nt
Organism: Meriones unguiculatus (Mongolian gerbil)
Lineage: Eukaryota; Metazoa; Chordata; Mammalia; Rodentia; Muridae
Gene: Nceh1
Product: neutral cholesterol ester hydrolase 1
Exons: 5
Coding region: 212-1438 (408 amino acids)
Cellular component (GO): membrane
Molecular function (GO): carboxylic ester hydrolase activity
Source: RefSeq, a predicted model, not a curated record